Verruconis gallopava is the source of this 807-nucleotide messenger RNA. RefSeq lists its product as uncharacterized. The record is from RefSeq and is a predicted model, not a curated record. Lineage: Eukaryota; Fungi; Ascomycota; Dothideomycetes; Venturiales; Sympoventuriaceae. Bases 1 to 807 code for a protein of 268 amino acids. The transcript has a single exon.
AUGGCCUUACCUAUCAGUGAAUAUCUAAAAUCUACGGCAGUCAGAUUGAUCAGUGAAUCUAGUGCCUACACUGGAUUCAUCGUUGGGAUUCGAGAAGAGGGCGCUUUUAUCCUUACUUGUGCCCAUGCCUGCGCUAAUCUAGGGCCAACAGACAUGGACUGCGUGGUAGAGGGAAGGCGUUAUCGCUACCCAGCCAUUAGGCUACAAUGGGCAAUGGACGGAACCGGACAACCAUUUGACGUCGCUCUGUUUUUCGCAUUCUCCCGCGUCGCAUUCAAAAAGAGAGGUUCGCUACAGUGGCGCGUCCCAGAUGUCCCUCGGGAAUACCUGGGCAAAACUCUUGCAGCUUACGCCGACACAAAGAUUAGAAUAUAUGGAUACCCUAAUGGAUCUCCCGCUUUCCUAGAUGCGGUAAUUACCGAAACUGUGGAAGCAGAAGCUCUCUACUUCGCAGGGCAAGCAUCACACAGCUUUCUUUCCGCUAAGCCGACGCCUGAGUCUUUAAAGUUGAUGUGUGGGGGGCUAUCUGGAUCCCCAGUUGUGAGCUUAGAAGGAGAUUUUGUCGGUGUCGCUGUUAGAGGCCGUCAUGUGAGCAAUGAGCUUGAAUUGUUGAUGGUUCCUGCUGUGCUGAUCAUGAACUUCGUGUCAAGCGGCACCAACAGCGCUCCACAUCUCGGGCCGAUCCGCUAUCGGAAGCUGCUGAUAAACACAUGGUGGAGGGGCGUUCAAACGAAUAUCCGUAGACACCAAGCAAAUGUGCUGGCACAACUAUCGAAGACUAUACCGCUACCAAAGAGCCUCUGUUAG